Molecule: messenger RNA, 2615 nt
Organism: Phaeodactylum tricornutum CCAP 1055/1
Lineage: Eukaryota; Bacillariophyta; Bacillariophyceae; Surirellales; Neidiaceae
Exons: 1
Coding region: 283-2310 (675 amino acids)
Source: RefSeq, a predicted model, not a curated record
UUGGUUCAUUUGCGUCUUGGUCGUUGCAUUGCAUUGCAUUGCAGGGUUAGAAAGGCAGUGAAGGAGUGGAAUAAGUAGGUAGUAGAGUGGAGGAAUCAAGUCGAGUCUGUUGCGGUACGGGGAUUGACAAAAGCCGAUUGCGACGCAUCGUACCGAUUCCGAUAGAACGGACGAAGGGAUCGGAACUCGAACGACGACGACGACGACUCCUCACGGUGGGCUUUACUACGUACGUUCACGCUGUACACGUCAAGUACAAGUACAGACAUAUCAUACACACGCAUGAAGGCACCGGUACGGAAUCACCCACUGGACGGUAGGUCCGAGACGUCUCGGUAUCGAUCGGCACGUCGGUGCGUGGAGUUGUUGGGAUGGAUCGCUCUGUCCCGGAACGGCCGUUCGCACGUCGAGGCUUGGUCCUUCGUUCCUUAUCCACACCUUCGGUUGAGUCGGCCCUACCAUUGUCCGUCCACGACGUUGCACGGCGGGGAGAAAAUGUCCCAUUGUCGAAGGCUUGGUAUACCCGUAAGUACGGUGGCGCCAAACGGGAUUUUCCCUCGCAAACGACGCACCCAUCGAUGGAGUCAAGCCGACGAGGGAGACGACGCCAUUGACCACAACUCGCUCGAAGAGCAUACACCAUCUGAGAUAACGGCGAUACCGUGUACCAACGGAGAAGCAGUAUCCUCCAACCACACCGCUACUACAACUUCGAAUCUGUCCUUUACUCCUUCCACCGCAACUACAACAACUUCGGCACAUGGUAGCAAAGUCCCUACUUAUCGGCAACUCAUCAUCUUUGCCUCCACAACCAUUCUCAUUUGGCUCAGCGAACCGCUACUCAGCUUGGUCGACACCACCGUUGUCGGUAUUACCCAACAAAACGCUAUUGUACAGCUCGCUUCUCUAGGACCAUCUACUACACUCAUUGACAGUUUACUAUACCUCACGUACUUUCUGGCCAUUGCCACCACCAAUCUUAUUUCCAAAGGAAUCGCCGUUCGGGACUACCGCGGUCUCCAGCGCACCACCUCGCACGUUUUAGGCGUGGCCACGCUUCUGGGUACCGUCACCACGGUCAUUGUUUGGGGAGCCGGUGGCCUGGUUUUGCGUAACAUGGCGGGCGCCAGUGGGACGCCGGAACUCCUAGCCUUUGCCACCCGCUACGCUUGGAUUCGAGCAUCAGUGGCCGUCAGCUCCGUUGUCGGUAUGGUGGCCCAAUCCUUCUGUUUGGCCACGCUGAAUACCCGAACACCGGCCAUGGCAGUUCUAGCCGCUUCCGUCACCAAUCUGGCCGGGGAUUUGGCUUUGGCCCCGCGCUACGGUGUCCAGGGAGCCGCGUUGGCCACGGCGGCGGCUAGUCUCGUAUCCACCAGCAUUCUCAUGCAGGCGGUACGCCGGAAAAUGCAAAUAUGGCGACGAAUGGAAGUGCAGGGGGACCCAUCCGGCGCAGUUAACGAAAUACGCGUCCCGGAAAAGCUCCAGUACCGAGACGCCGCCCCGGCAGCAGAGAAUACGACACAAAUUGCCAUUGGCAAUGUGGAGUACGAUUCAUCGAUACAAGCAAACGAUGUUUUGGUGGCCACCGCCUCCACCGUUCCAGAAAUGAAUCCGCUGUCGCAUCAGGAAAUUCCCCUCUUGUCCUUGCCUGGUCGUCAGGAUAUGCUAGAGCUCGUCAAACUUUCCGGUCCUAUAUUUUUUGUCAUUCUAGCCAAAGUAGCCUGCUACGGGGCCAUGACUAUACGAUGCACCGACUUUGGGGUCGUCUCUUUGGCCGCACACAAUAUUAUGAUGCGCGUCUUUUUCUUCUUUGGCUGCUUCGGCGAUGCCGUCUCGCAAACGGCCCAGUCGUUCAUGCCCGCGACGCUGUACCCCAAGCCUUCCACCAAGGACUUUCGGGGUAUCUUGAAGAAACUCAUCGUGUUGGUAGGAGUCAUUGCCUUUUGGAACUGCCAGGUGUCUACCCGGAUUUUGCAAUCGUUAGGUCGUUACCUGAGCAAUGACGCGAGUAUAGUGGCCAUGAUGCGCGACCAUGCACACUAUUUGGGUGCCGCACUCGCUCUACACCCGUUCAUUCUUUUGUGUGAAGGGACGGUCAUUGCGGCGCGGGACUUCACCACCCUGGUGGCCACCUACGUGGUCACGCUGGGAAUUCAUUUUAGCAUUCUGAAAUUCUUUUGUGCCUCUUUCCCCGCGGUUUGGCGCACCUUCUUUUUGUUCCAAGGAAUCCGGCUUUUCAACUUUUCCACCCGUGUGUGGCGCAAACAAGCAGCCAUUCGCCAAGAAGAGCAACGAGCUCUCCAAAUCUGAUUUUAUCUAACGCAGUGAUGGAACUAGGCAAUGGAAACCAUGCCACAUCCGAGGAAGGGAUUGGGUUGACCACAAUCCAAAUGAUGUUCUGUGACGCUUCAUCCGCCAGACACGUAAAAUUGUGCCGAAGGCGGUUCCUUUUGCUUGGCAAGAUCCAGUCUCUGGCUCGUUGCGUAUCGGGAUGUGGGAGAUGGCAUCCAUGAAUUCGGAGGAUCUUCUAUUGCGCUAGGGCAAUGAGUCGUUUUCGUCGACUUGGUAUUACAUUGCGGCUUGUGGAGGGUAUAGACCCACACUAAUCGCAUUUG